CCUUUGCCCAUUUAUAAAAACCCUUUUAGCGAUCUCACAUUUGUUUCAUCCCAUUAUCAUCAUCCUUCAAGAACACAAAGCUAGACCGGAAAAGAAAAUGUGUUCCUCAAAAUCCAAGAACAUGAACCAAGAAACCAUUUCCCAAAUCAAUGGCCGUCCGGUUCUUCAGCCAAAAUCGAAUCAAGUUCCCACUUUAGACCGACGCAACUCACUCAAGAAAUCUCCUCCUAAGCCUUUGAUCCAUCCCAUUGCAUCAAAGAUACCUUCACCAAAAUCAAUAUCCCUAAACUCUCUACCUUUGUCUCCCAACUUAAAACCCAUACGAAAACUAGCCGGUUAUGAGAAGCCUAAACCGGCUGCUAAAUCGGUUAAAUUAUCGGAGGGCACUAAUUGUGGCUACAGAGAGGUUAUGUCCACGGUGAAAGUUCAGAAGCAACCUGGAAGUAUAGCUGCUGCAAGAAGAAAAGAGGUUGCGAUAAAACAAGAAGAAAGAAAGAAGAAAAUCUCUCAUUAUGGUAGAGUAAAAGCUGUAAAAUCAACUGAAAUGAACUUAAAUGUUGAGCAUGAUAAGAAGAAGAGAUGCAGUUUCAUCACUCCAAGUUCAGAUCCAAUCUAUGUGGCUUACCACGAUGAAGAAUGGGGAGUUCCUGUUCAUGAUGACAACCUACUGUUUGAGCUUCUGGUGUUAACCGGAGCUCAGGUCGGAUCAGAUUGGGCUUCGGUUUUGAAGAGAAGAAACACUUUUAGAGAGGCUUUCUCCGAUUUCGAAGCAGAGUUGAUCGCAGACUUUAACGAGAAGAGGAUACAGUCGAUAGUCAACGACUACAGCAUUGGCCUUAGCCAAGUCCUUGCAAUUGUUGACAAUUCUAAACAAAUUCUCAAGGUGAAAAGAGAUUUCGGGUCAUUCAACAAAUACAUUUGGGGAUUUAUGAAAUACAAACCGGUUACCGCAAAAUACACAUCUUGCCAAAAGAUACCGGUUAAAACGUCAAAAUCAGAAACCAUAAGCAAAGACAUGGUUCGUCGUGGGUUUAGAUUCGUUGGUCCGACAGUUAUACAUUCGUUUAUGCAAGCCGCCGGUUUAACAAACGACCAUUUGAUCGCUUGCCCGAGACAUCUCGAGUGUACGGCGAUGGCGUCUCUAUAGGCAAAAAAUAUCAUUGUUGUGGUCACACUGGCUUUAUUUAUUAGUUUUGCAUAAUCGAAUAAUGUUGAUGUGUUAUUAUUGUAGCACUAUAUCUACCAUGUGAUAUUUGAGGUCCUAACUUUAGGUAGUGAUUAUUGUACAAAAGUAUGUGUGUGUAUGAGAUUGUGCUUUAUAUUAAUAUGUGUGUGUAUUUGGUUUAUAUUUGGGUUUUGUGGAUAAUAGUUUAUGGGAUACGGGGAAUCUAUAUUAUAAUGAUACAUUUUCAAGGAUCUUAAAGCUGUCCACGUCGGUAAGUUUGUGGGUUCCGCACAUUUAAAUUUUAAAAACUUAGAGUUUGUUUAAAAUGAGUAUGAACAAUAAAUAUACUUUAGCUUAGUGGUAUAAGACAUCUAAUGAAGUCCACAAGUGUGGGUUCAAACCGCG
This is a messenger RNA of Eruca vesicaria subsp. sativa (arugula), 1570 nucleotides long. Lineage: Eukaryota; Viridiplantae; Streptophyta; Magnoliopsida; Brassicales; Brassicaceae. The record is from the annotation of a GenBank genome assembly.